AUGCUCGCUUCUACCACCGCGCCCAGGGCCCGCGACGCUCUCGCCGCCCUGGCCUUUUCCUUUUUCACUUUGGCCGCCGCACAGGACAACACCACCGAACCACUUUCGACUUUCUAUUCCCGCCCGGACUUGACGCCUCCCGCUCUCGACUGCUCAAUCCAGGAAGAUGGCGUUGCGCCAGGUUAUAUCUUCAUUGCGCCAUACGGCGCCACGCAGUCCGGUCCUUACAUAUACGAUAAGUCUUGCAACCUUGUUUGGUCCGGAUUUGGCUUCGCCGGCCCCGAGACCUCGCACGACGUCCAGGUCUGCACGUACAAGGGCGAAGACCACCUGUGUUUCAUGCAGGGCAACCAGAUGAAGGGUUACGCCCGCGGCCACGGCUUGAUCCUCGACAAGUCCUACACGAUCGUCAAGUCCAUCGAGGUUGGCGGCAGCGGCGUUCCGUCGGUCGACAUGCACGAAUUCAACAUGAUCGACGACGGAAAGUCGGCGCUGGUCACUGCGUACAUGACGAUUCCGUACGAUUUGGUCGACUACGGCAUCACUACCGGCGUCGGAUACCUCCAGGACGGCGUUUUCCAGGAAGUCGAGGUCGAUACCGGCAACGUGCUGUUUGAAUGGCGUGCCAUUGACCAUGUGCCGCUGGCCGCCUCGUAUGUGUUGCCGAAUGCUUCAGAUACUUCUGGCACGGGUCUCUCGACGAGCUCGCCCUGGGACUGGUUCCACAUCAACUCGGUUGACAAGUCUUCGUACUCGGACACUUACCUGAUCUCGGCCCGCAGCGUGUCCUCGAUCUACAACCUCAACUCGACCGACGGCAGCAUCAUCUGGACACUCAGCGCCGGCGGCCAGUACACCGACUUCGACUGUACCAACUUCAACUUCUCGUACCAGCACGACGCGCGCUUCGUGUCGGAGAACUCGACGCACACGGUCCUCUCGUUCUACGACAACGCGUCCAACGGCUUCAACCAGACGUCGCCCGAGUCCUCUGCCAUGGUGGUGGCGCUCGACCACACGACCAACAAGGCGACCAUGCUGUCACGCAUCACGGCGCCCGCGGCGGCCGGCGGCAUCCUGUCGACGUCGCAGGGCAACACGCAGCUGCUGGCCAACGGCAACUUCUUCAACGGCUGGGGCAGCAUCGACGCACUCUCCGAGCACGCCGCUGACGGCACCCCGCUCCUCUACGCCACCUGGGGCGCGUACCCGGUCAUGAACUACCGCGCCUGGACCUUCAACUGGACUUCCACGCCCAAAACCGAGCCGGCCGUCUACGCUUUCGCCCGUAACGCCACCGACGCCGCGACGACGGCCGUAUACGUGUCGUGGAACGGCGCGACAGAGGCCGCUAGCUGGAAGUUCUACGGCGGUGAUGCUGCUGAUGCAGUUACACAGGAGCUCGGCACCGCGGAGAAGCAGGGCUUCGAGACGGGCUUCAGCGCGCAGGGAUUCAGCCAGUACAUUUCCGUCGAGGCGCUGGAUGCGGCUGGUAACGUGCUGAGCCGCAGCUCGCCGCUCAAGACGUUCGUGCCCAACCAGGCGUACGCGGACCUGUGCAGCGACGUCGGCUGCCCGGAGGCGACGUCUUACUCGUCUUGA
Messenger RNA from Lasiodiplodia theobromae, 1602 nucleotides. RefSeq names its product Arylsulfotransferase. Bases 1 to 1602 code for a protein of 533 amino acids. Lineage: Eukaryota; Fungi; Ascomycota; Dothideomycetes; Botryosphaeriales; Botryosphaeriaceae. The transcript is spliced from 5 exons. The record is from RefSeq and is a predicted model, not a curated record.